UAUCCAAGAGGGAUUGAAGUCAUGAAGUAUGACCCUCAUUUUGCCAUUAGAGGACUUCACUUUGACACCAGCAGCGGUCUUUUGCUCAAAGUUGAUGCAUUCCACAACAUUAUGUUGGGUUCAGUUUAUAGGGGAUUACAACCUGUACCCAAUGAUGAAGUGUUUAAAAUUUAUGAAGGAACACAUCUCGCCAUAACAAAGAUCAACCCUUCCAAUUUUCUCAAUGGCCCAAGGCGGACCAUGCAUCAUAUGAUUGAUCUGUUUUCAUAUCCAGAGAUGGUCCUCAUAUCCAACGUCAUUGAGUUUUUCCAACAAAGAGGUAUCCCUUAUGAUCCAGAGUAUUUGUUUCGUGACUGUCAGCAAGCAGUGCAAAAUGUUCACAAAUCAGGAAAGAUGUAUCAGGCAGUCAUAAAUGAUAUAGAUAAAUACCUUAAGAAGAGCCCUCAUCUGGGAGAACUACUCCAGAGACUUGUUUCGUCAGGGAAAAUGCUUUUCUUAAUCACCAACAGUGGCUUUGAGUUUGUGAAGAAGGGUAUGGAUCACAUGAUUGGUAAAGGAUGGCGUGAUCUAUUUGAUGUUGUUAUAACACAAGCUCGCAAGCCUUCCUUUUAUCAUCAGCAGGCAUCAAGACCUUUUAGAUGCGUGGACACAAGACUAUAUCGUCCAAUGUGGCAGAAGGUUUCAGCUUUGUGUAGAGGACAAGUUUAUAUUGAAGGAAAUAUUGAGCAGUUCAAAAAGUUUACUGGCUGGUACGGUCCAAAUGUGCUGUACUUUGGUGAUCAUGUUUACAGUGACUUAAGAGAUCCUGUUCUUUACCAUGGGUGGAGAACUGGGGCCAUCAUCCCGGAACUAGAGAGUGAAAUCAAGAACGGCAACUCACUGGAUUUUCAGCGUUCUGUGGUGUGGCUGACCAAUCUUCAAGAUUUAAUCCUCCAACUGAAGGCCUUUCCUCCAAGCAGUAAACGGGCUCAACUUACUGACGAAUGGAAACGAGAAAGAAGAGAACUCAAGUUGAAGUUGAAAGCGCUGUUUAACCCCAGAUUUGGAAGUGUUUUUCGGACAUACACCAACUCGACGUAUUUCACUCGCCGCUUAGUACGGUUUGCUGACCUUUACAUGUCGUCUGUUGAAAAUCUGCUUAAUUAUCCUUUGAACUACACCUUUUACCCACGAAGGGCUGCUCUUCCUCACGAGGCUGUGUUGGAUUUUAGAACUAAUCGAGUUCCGCAAUACCAGACAUAUCCGAGCGCAAAGAACUAAAUAGUAUCGUUGCUUUUCAAAGGGCGUUUUGACUUGUGCGUUUUCCACAAGAAUUUAUUUGGACACAAACCGUUGGGUGUUUUUGGAGUUUAAUUAAUAGAUAUUAAUCCUUUGACCCCUUAGAGUGAUUAGCAUCUAAUUUCUCCUUACAAUAUCAACCCAGAAUCACACAUUAAUGUUGCGAGGAUAAAGGAAAUGAUUAAAUGAAGAAGUUCUUGAUUGUGAAACAAAUUCUCCUUGUCAGCAUUUAAGGAAAUGUAUAUAGAUCAGUAUGAGGAAUAUGCGUACUGAUUUAAGAGUGUAGAGGGUUAAAACGAGGUCAUGUAGCUGUCAGGUGAAAAGUGAACUGAUGAUUGCAAAUGAAUAUGGAUAUAAUUAACCCAUUAACUCCCAUGAGUGACCAAGACAGAAUUUUUCCUAACAAUAUCAAUACAAUAUCAAACAGACAAGUGAUGAGAAUAAAGAAAAAUAUCAGUUUGGUCAUUACAAAUUCAUCCAAUACCAAAUUCUCCAAACUAACAUUAGAAGAACUAUAUAGCAGACAGUGAGGAGAAUUUCUAAUGAGAUCUUGGGACUUAAAGGGUUAAAGACGUGGUUCUUCUUUCAGGAGAGUAAACAAAACGUAGCACUUUUUGGUUUAUCUCAAUUUAUUUAAUCAUUAUGGAUGCAUAAUAGUGACUAGAAUCAAGAUUUUACCAUGUAAAGAAGAUGGUAUCCGCUUAUUUACCUUCGAGGCCUCAACGUAUACAUUUUGCAUCAAAAACUUUUAAUUUGUAAUUGAGGGUAACCAUACUUGCUACAUGAAUACUUAAGUUUAAUUUAUUUUAUCUCUCAAUCGGUUAGUAUGUACGCCAUGGUUGCUCAGUUUAGCGGGCCGUGUUUCAUUGCGCGUCCCGCUAAAUUCAAAAGUUAGUUUGAAGUGAUAUUGCCUCCCACCGCUUGAACGGAGAGAUAUGGUAGAUAUCUUAAACUCGUUUUCCUAGUCCAAACUGUAUGUUACGAAACGUCGUUUUUCCGCUCAGAUUUAUGGGCCGUACGCCUCGCGCCUGGGCCUUCAAUUCGAGCGGAAAAACUCGGUCCAUUUCCUAGAGUGCGGACCUUGAAGUCGGUUUUUAAGAGGUAUGUACUGAAGUCCGACUAAGUUAGAUUUUAAACAGACUGCUGUUAAACACUUGGCUGAAAGAAGAUCCAAUUUAUUGCACGUUUUACUUUCAUAUUCAUCAGUCGCUCAUCGUAUAUUUAUGAUAUAAAACAAUAGUCUUUACUUGA
Pocillopora damicornis (cauliflower coral) is the source of this 2529-nucleotide messenger RNA. RefSeq names its product 5'-nucleotidase domain-containing protein 3. Gene Ontology annotation, molecular function: 5'-nucleotidase activity. NCBI's taxonomy places the organism in Eukaryota, Metazoa, Cnidaria, Anthozoa, Scleractinia, Pocilloporidae. The record is from RefSeq and is a predicted model, not a curated record.